This is a messenger RNA of Synchytrium microbalum, 927 nucleotides long. RefSeq lists its product as uncharacterized. The coding region runs from base 1 to 927 and encodes 308 amino acids. The record is from RefSeq and is a predicted model, not a curated record. Gene Ontology annotation, cellular component: nucleotide-excision repair factor 1 complex. NCBI's taxonomy places the organism in Eukaryota, Fungi, Chytridiomycota, Chytridiomycetes, Synchytriales, Synchytriaceae. Gene Ontology annotation, biological process: nucleotide-excision repair, DNA damage recognition; base-excision repair; nucleotide-excision repair involved in interstrand cross-link repair. Gene Ontology annotation, molecular function: damaged DNA binding. The transcript is spliced from 5 exons.
AUGAGUAGCCCGCAACACCAACCUCAACAGCUGUCUCCAGAUCAAGUCAAACGCAUUCAAGAAAAUAAAAAUAUGGCUCUUGAGAAGCAAGCUGCAAGGAAGCGAGCUGCUGAGCAACAAGAAGAUCGAAAUCGCUCCAAUGCUGCAUCUUCAAGUUCGAAUGCUCAGCCUGGUGCUGGGUCAAGCUCAACGGCAGACACAUCAAACAUCAACAAUAACUACAAGAAACGAAAGUCGGGGAUGAAUCUCAAGUAUUAUGAGUACAAUCUUUCGACAAUGAAGGAUAGCAAGGGAGGGUUUCUGGUCGACGAAACUCCUGAACAAGAAGAACCUCAACCGAAAGCCCGUGAACCACAACGCAAAGCAAUGUUUGAAGAUGAACCUAUAGAGCUUGAUCCGUCGCUGAUGCCACGAUGUAAUGAAUGUGAUUCGAUGGAUAUCGAGUAUAAUUACAAGAAGCAUUACAACGUGUUGGUCUGCAAGGCAUGCAUUGAGAAGCUGCCAGACAAAUACUCGUUGUUGACCAAGACGGAAUGUGCCAAGGAUUACAUGUUGACCAACAGUGAAUUGCAAGACAGAGAACGACUUCCUACUUGGGAGAAGCCAAAUCCUCAUAAAUCUACUUGGAGUGACAUGCAGCUCUUCCUUCGUCAGCAAGUCGAAGCUUUUGCCCUCACGAAAUAUGGUAGUCUUGACAAGAUGGAUGAAGUAUUUGAGACGCGUGAAAAGAAGAAAGGAGAACGUAAAGAGCAGAAGGAGUUACAAAAGAUGCGAGAGCUUCGACAAAAGACACGUACCAGCACAUGGAAAAAGGUGGAGACUGCUCAUGUCCAUACAUAUGGCGAGGAAGUGUAUGAUCAAGCUACCAAUACCUAUAUUCAAACUUGCGAAGACUGUGGGAUUAGUAUAUCCUUUGAAUCCUUGUAA